GCACCACCCACAGGACCACAGGAGCCUCCCCCGCUCCAGCACGCACAGCCCUGAUGGCUCCCGACCCCAGCAGAUGCCUCUGCCUGCUGCUGCUGCUUACCUGCUGCCUUGUGCCUGCCGGGGCCAACCUGCUGAGCCUGGACUGGUUAUGGUCCAAUAAGAUUGUUGACUCCACAGCCACACUGGUCUCCAAGCCCCAGGGCAGCCCACCUGUGCAGCCCACAGAGGCCUCCACCACGCACGUGGUCUUCCAAGAUGACCCCACGGAGCAAAGCCCAGCUUCUGACAGCCCCAAGCUGCCUGUGGAGGAUCAGGAGGCUGGCCAGAGAGGAGCCCCUGCUUCCCCCAUCAUCUCCACAGCCACAGCUGCCUCUUCUGCGAGCCCAGACGUGAAGGAGGAGAAUGUUGCUGGUGUCGGAACCAAGAUCCUGAAUGUCGCUCAGGGUAUUCGCAGCUUCGUCCAGCUGUGGGACAAUGCUACCCCUCCAGAGAGCUCUGCCUCCUCGGUCUCCACGGACCCCCUCACCCAUGCUGGGCUCUCCCGCACCCCCCAGGAGAGCGGGACCGCACUCUGGCCAAGCAGUGGAGCUCUGAGCACUCCAGACACCCUGACAACGGAGACCAGCACCCUGGCCCUGCCCACCCAGCCAUCUUCCUCUCUGGUCAGCCUCCAGGCACCUCUGAAGGGACUCCUGGCAUCCCCGGUGUCCCCAGGUAGAACUCUCUCCUCUGCAUCAGGCAUAGCCCCUCCCUGGGAAAGACGGCAGCCCCCUGGGCAGUCCCAGGAUCUGGAAUGGGAAGGACGCUUGCCUGUGGCAGCUGGUCCCGGCCAGCAGCACCACGACCAGGAUCCCGCCAGUAUCCCCAUGCCCCUUCUGCUUCCCUUGGUGACGGGUCCCCUGGCCGCACACAGUGCACUCCCUGCCCUUUCCUCUGCCCCCUGGACCCACCUGUCUGAAACAGCAGCGGCAGCUUUGCGUGGAGACAGUGGUGCUUGGGUUUCUUAUGCCGCUAAUUCUGUGGUGCCUGGUCUUGCUAAUAACUCCACACUGCUCGGGGCUGGCCCCCUGACCCCUGCCAGCCGCUGCCUGCCCCUGCCACCCACUCUGCCUGUCUGCGGCCACCUGGGCAUUGGGCACUCCUGGCUGCCCAACUACCUCCAUCAUGAGAGCGGCGAGGAGGUGCAGGGUGCCGCACAGGCAUGGGGGGACCUCCUCCGGACGCGCUGCCACCCCUUCCUCACCUGGUUCUUCUGCCUGCUGCUGGCCCCACCAUGCGGCCCAGGCCCGGGCCCACCACUUGCCCUUCCACCCUGCCGCCAGUUCUGUGAGGCCCUGGAGGAUGCAUGCUGGAGCCACCUGGACGGGGGCCAGUUGCCCGUCACCUGUGCCUCACUCCCUGCCCAGGAGGACGGGUACUGUGUGUUCAUUGGGCCAGCUGCAGAGAACAUUAUUGAGGAGGUGGGGCUGCUGCAGCUCCUCGGGGAGCCCCCACCCCAGCAGAUCACCCAGAUCGAGGACCCCGACGUCGGGCUAGCCUAUGUCUUUGGACCAGAUGCCAACAGUGGUCAGGUGGCCCAGUAUCACUUCCCCAGACUCUUCUUCCAUGACUUCUCCAUGCUGUUCCAUGUCCACCCGGCCACGGAGGAUGCAGGGGUGCUGUUUGCCAUCACAGACGCAGCUCAGGCGGUGGUAUCCCUGGGAGUGAAGCUCUCAGAGGUGCAGGACGGACACCAGCACAUCUCGCUACUCUACACAGAGCCAGGUGCCAGCAAGACCCACACGGCCGCCAGCUUCCGCCUGCCCGCAUUCGUUGGCCAGUGGACGCGCUUUGCACUCAGUGUGGAUGGUGGCUCUGUGGCGCUCUAUGUGGACUGCGAGGAGUUCCAGAGGGUGCACUUUGCUCGGUCUCUACAGGGCCUGGAGCUGGAGCGUGGCGCUGGCCUCUUCAUUGGUCAGGCUGGAGCAGCAGAUCCUGAUAAGUUUCAGGGAAUGAUCGCAGAGCUGAAGGUGCGUGGAGACCCUCGGGUGAACCCCGUGCACUGCCUGGACGAGGAGGACGAUGACGAGGACGGGGCAUCCGGAGACUUUGGAAGUGGCCUUGAGGACAGCCGCAGGCCCCACAGGGAGAAGUCUGGCACGUCCCUACAACCCAGCCUCCCCCAGGUUCCCCCUGUUACUUCUCCACCCUUGGCUGGAGGCAGCAACACUGAAGGUUCCAGAACUGAAGAAAUCGAGGAAAAAAUUACAAUGGCUCCAUUAGGAGGUCAGACCGUUCCUGACUCAAAGUGGGAUGGCACGUGGGAUGAGAAUAUCCGGAGCCCUGGAGGCGGCCAGGAAAAGGGAGGCCAGAAGGGGCAGAAGGGGGAGCCAGGUUCUCCGGGCUUGCCAGGCCCAGUCGGUCCCCAGGGCCCCGCAGGCCCAGUGGUGCAGAACCCCAAUACCCCUGGGCUACAGGGACCCCCAGGACUCCCUGGGCCUCCAGGGAAGGAUGGCCAGCCGGGUGACCCUGGUGAAGUCGGGAAGCCGGGAGACACUGGUCCACAGGGCUUCCCAGGGACCCCAGGAGAAGUGGGCCCCAAGGGUGAAAAGGGAGAUCCUGGGGUUGGGGUGAGAGGACCUCCGGGACCCCAAGGGCCUCCAGGGCCACCAGGACCCUCUUUCAGACAGGACAAGCUGACCUUCAUUGACAUGGAGGGGUCCGGCUUUAGUGGAGACAUGGAGAGCCUCAGGGGUCCCCGAGGUCUCCCUGGCCCUCCAGGGCCCCCCGGUGUCCCAGGCCUGCCCGGAGAGCCAGGCCGCUUUGGAGUCAACAGUUCCUAUGCUCCAGGACCCGCAGGCCUUCCUGGUGUGCCUGGGCGAGAUGGGUCUCCCGGGUUUCCUGGCCCCCCGGGACCACCAGGACCUCCAGGAAAAGAGGGCCCCCCAGGAAUGGCGGGCCAGAAAGGCAGCCUUGGUGAUGUCGGCGCUCCAGGACCCAAGGGAAGCAAGGGAGACCCCGGCCCUGUUGGCACACCUGGGGAGAACGGCUUGGCAGGAGCCCCUGGGCCAGUUGGACCGCAAGGACCCCCGGGACCCCCAGGGCCACCAGGACCAGGAUUCGCUGCUGGAUUUGUGCGUCUGUGCUGCUCUUAGCUCCCAGAAAGUCUGGGGUGUUUGUGCCCUGUUGUCCCAGAGUCCGUAGCUGCUGCCCUGGC
Castor canadensis (American beaver) is the source of this 3196-nucleotide messenger RNA. NCBI's taxonomy places the organism in Eukaryota, Metazoa, Chordata, Mammalia, Rodentia, Castoridae. The record is from RefSeq and is a predicted model, not a curated record.